GUCCCAGAUGGGCGUCAUGGAACCUGGUAUAUUCAUCUGUAUCCGCUGUGCUGGGAUCACAGGAAACCUGGGUGUCCCACAUCUCCAGGGUCAGUCUGUCAACUGGACCAAUGGAACAGGAACAGAUACAGUCAGAAGUCCAAACGGAAAAGAGAAAGCUGGAAACAUCCCCAUGGAGCCAGUAGUGGUUGAGAAGAUGAAGUUGAAGAGAGAAAACAGCCCAAAGACACAGACCCAGUCUCCGUCUAUCUCUGACCUCCUAGGACUUGUAUGCAUUCAAUCCAGCCCUGGAGAGAGGGGGAGUCCUGUGGCGGCUAACCCAGCUACGAUGCACUCUGACCUGAAUCUAUUCAGCUCUCUGCCUGCCUCUUCCACCACCUCCACCAAGACAGCGCCGGUGGGUAGCUCCAUGCCCAGGGGUUGUGUGGCCGCGUCGGUACCCGAGAACCUCAGCCUGUUCCUGGACUCAGCACCCAGACAGGAGGGCUCUAGGACGAAGAUGUCCAACGACUCUAUCCUCUCCCUCUACGCAACCACACCCACAUGGCCCCAGAACCUGGCUGCACGAGCUGGCCUGUACAUGAACCCAGCCCAGCUGGGCUACUACGGKUCAUACCAUUCCCUGGCCACGCAGGGGGGAGCGAUGGGAGGAGGCAUGAUCACAUCACACUCCAUGAUGGCCCUGAGUGGUCAGCAGCAGAAUGGCAUGAUGGGAGAACAGCAGAACGGAAUGGUACUAGGACAGCAGAAUGGCUUUAUGGCUCAACAGGGUGUCACGGGGCAAGCGGUCAACAUAUCCCCGUUCCUGGCAGGAGUGCCCCACAACAUGAUGGCUCAGCAGCAAAGCAUCAUGGGAGCUCAGCAGAACGGCAUGAUGGGAGCUCAGCAGCAAAGCAUCAUGGGAGCUCAGCAAAACGACAUGAUGGGAGCUCAGCAGCAAAACAUCAUGGGAGUUCAGCAGAAUGGCAUUAUGGGAGUUCAGCAAAACGACAUGAUGGGAGUUCAGCAGAACGGCAUGAUGGGAGUUCAGCAGAACUGCAUGAUGGGAGCUCCGCAGAACGGCAUGAUGGGAGCAAACGGCAUGAUGGGAGUUCAGCAGAACGGCAUGAUGGGAGUUCAGCAGAACGGCAUGAUGGGAGUUCCGCAGAACGGCAUGAUGGGAGUUCAGCAGAAUGGCAUGAUGGGAGUUCAGCAGAACGGCAUGAUGGGAGUUCAGCAGAACGGCAUAAAGGGGGGAGUGGCGGCCAUGCCUCAGCAGGUGUACGGAGUACAGCAGGGUCAGCAGCAACAGUGGAACAUCACUCAGAUGACCCAGCACAUGGCGGGACUGAACCUCUACGGAGCCAACGGCAUGAUGGGAUACGGCGGUCAGCACAUGGAAGGACCAACGACUCAAAGCUCCACCCACGUGAUGACAUCACACAUCUGGAAGUGAUGUCAUUAUCUGAAGAGGAAGUGCAGUUGAUGUCACUGGAGCAGCAGUGGUGCUUGGAAGGUUUUGGGGACUUUUCUACUAAAC
Molecule: messenger RNA, 1519 nt
Organism: Salvelinus sp. IW2-2015
Lineage: Eukaryota; Metazoa; Chordata; Actinopteri; Salmoniformes; Salmonidae
Source: RefSeq, a predicted model, not a curated record